Paraphaeosphaeria sporulosa is the source of this 1917-nucleotide messenger RNA. RefSeq lists its product as uncharacterized. NCBI's taxonomy places the organism in Eukaryota, Fungi, Ascomycota, Dothideomycetes, Pleosporales, Didymosphaeriaceae. The record is from RefSeq and is a predicted model, not a curated record. The transcript has 8 exons. The coding region runs from base 1 to 1917 and encodes 638 amino acids.
AUGGAGCCUGUGGCUCAAGUAGUGCUAGAGGUUGCAGGUAACGCAGAGAUGGAAUGGGUUUCGAAACGGCUCAAGAUCAUUGAUACGCUAUCUUACCCUGGCUUAGCGAUUAAGGGUAUCGCUGCGAUAGGGCCUACCCUUGAUCUGUAUGGCCAGAUGAAAGCAAAAGCGACCAUUUCAGGUCAGUUGCGAGCGGGUGCCAAGAUUACUUUCCCCAAGCAAUUAAUGUACUUUCCCCAGGUCGAGGAGGCGAAAGACUAUAUCAAGCAACCCCAAGCAACAGAAGGUGAUGAGAGUAGCAGUAAGGGUACUGAUUUUGUGCCAAUCCUAGAUGCUGCUGUGCAGGCAUCUGUCAACGUGGACUUGCUCAUUACCCCAGAGGUUAAUCUUGGCAUCAAGGUCACUGCUCCUAAGGUAUCGGGCGAUGUCUUGAAUGCUCAGAUCGUUGGUUUUGUGAACAACACUUUCAGAUUCGAGGUCCAAGCCGAUGGCAAGGCUGGAAUCGGAAAUACCCGUGCUGGAAGUUACCACAUCUAUAUCAAAUACAUUUACAACUUCGGCGUCGGGGGUAUCGCUAAAUUCAAGUGGUUGGGAGAGUACGCGCUGAAGCCCUACUACAUGUGGGACGCGAAGAACGGUCGAACGAAGAUCCUAUACGAGCACUAUGGUGAGGUUUCCCUUUCGAAGCGUAAUCCCUUCAUCUCGGAAGGUGGCGAUGCGUACAUAGAUAAGUUCGAGCCGCUGUACAACUCAUCGUAUCAGCUUGAUGACGAAUGGUACGGCUCCAGUGGAGCUCUCUCACCAUCCCUAGGAAAGCGAGACCAACUCGCAGACCAUGCCGCACUGGGAGAUAAGGCCAAACGAUUCACAUGCAACGAUGGCGGGAAAUGCGAACAGGGAGGCUGUUCGGGCGAUAAGUGCGAGUGGAAGCCCCCAGCUUCACAACGCAAACUAGCGCGCGCGGACGGGGAUCCCGAAGAAGGCGACCCCGAAGACGCCGAUCCAAACGCGCCUUGUCAAAAUUCCGUUCCAGCCUUCAUGUACAAUUGCAAAUAUUUCCCGGACCGUGACGGGGGGGGAGGUUACCAGUUCAAAGGAAUCUGCCACAACAUCUUGGAUUACAUGCGUGACCACGAGGGCGGAGGUUUGGGCCCAGUCGACUUGACUUAUAAUUGGGAAGGGAAGGCCAGUGGGAGCAACCGCAAUGAUGUGUGUGGAGAGAGAAUAUCCUUCGAAAGAUGGGACGAGAAGGAGAACAAAUACGUCAACGUUAGGGACACGUGGUCUAAAAGCUGCAUCGCUUAUUCUGACAGAUAUUGGCGCGAGAUGAACCAGAAAGCGUCGAAGAACAAUGGUAAUGGUAAUUGGGCGAGCUGCGAUGAGUUUCCGUUCAACGCUGUGCUAGAAGGAGGCGAUCCCAAUGAGGUGUAUUGGACCGACUCGGACGGCGAAGCUAAGACAGACCAGAAGAAUUGGGCGGACGAAUGGAAAGACAACAAAGCAACAAGAGGCGUGGACUUAGAAACGAAGCCGAUCGACUUGGAUAAAGCGUGGAACCGAGUAAACCGCGAAACCGACAUUGGCAGAGUGGUGGCCGCGGUUAACUUUAUGGACAAUAAGAAAUACGGCUAUAACAACUUUAAUGCGUAUUGUAUUAAAGACGUUACGGGCGCACCCUCGAAGACUCAUCUCUGGGGCAACUAUUACAAAACGGGUGGCUGUAACGUUGAGUUCGACAAUAGUGUCGCGGCUGCCAAGAUGAAGAGAGGAGAAAAGCCCACGCUAGAGGAGAUGUUCAACAUUAUGAAUGAGGAUAUACCAGAUAUUGACGUACUCAUUCCAGUGGAGUUGGUCGAUGGGGAACGCGAGCAUCAACGCCAUUUUAAGAAGCAUCUACAGUAUAAUGCUCAUCAUUGA